Dicrocoelium dendriticum is the source of this 5715-nucleotide messenger RNA. The record is from the annotation of a GenBank genome assembly. NCBI's taxonomy places the organism in Eukaryota, Metazoa, Platyhelminthes, Trematoda, Plagiorchiida, Dicrocoeliidae.
AUGGCCGAAUCGUGCAUCAAUCCCCAGCCUUCCCGGCCCUCGGUACUGGUGUAUGAUGCCGCGGCCAAGAACGCAGUCUUCACACAUACCGUCUCAUCUUCGGUGCCUGUUGUAGAGUCCGAAGCCAUCGUCCACAGUGUUAUGCCUACUACAGAGACUCAGAACGACGAAAAUCAACCCCUACCGAUUCAGUCGGCUGCACUGGCGGCCGUCACUGAAACCGAAAGAAUGGCCGUGGAACAACGCGAACAUAAUCUACAAGCGUGUGAGAACCGUAUCAAGGCAGAAGUACGUGGCCAGCAGGCUAUGAAACGGGAACGUGUUCGACGUCAUUAUCAGAUUUUGAUGUCCCGCUUGGAUGAGCUUGCUCGUGACGACGUCAGUCGCAGACGCCGAUGUGUAGUGUCUGAUCCCGAUGGUGUUAUUCCCGGUGCGCCUGGUGACCCUAGCAUCUUCACCCGACGACUUGAAAAAAUCUUUGAAAACGAAGUACUUCACCAGUUAUCCAGUGUGGUUCAGCCUGAUGGGUUGCUGCCAACUUCGAACUCUAUAGAGCGAGCUGUGGAACAAUCUCGAUUAGCUGGAAUCACAUAUGCUGCUUCCGCCUUCAAAGAGGAUUUCUCCUCUGAUAUCUGCCAUAAAGAGUCAACUAAAAGACCUUAUAUUAUGGGAACGGACAUUCUUGCAGAAGGUGACGGAAACGCUUCUACUGUGCAUCCCGCUACUCCUAAUGCGAACUCCAACGCGCUGAUUCAACCCCCUUUGGUUCAUGACAUCGUUGGCCAAGGUCUUCAAAAGAGCGAUGGACAUUUUGACCUUAGGAAGGAACGCACUGAAAUUACGGCCGAUUCUGCUGGAGGGAUUCUCAAUCUGUCAGCGCCUGCAUUUCUGGGCUCCACCCAACCACCUAAGAGCUCUGUCGAAAAGGAGGUCGCUGUGCCAUUUUCGACCUCUAUCGUUGUUGAAUCUGCACUUGGGCCUGGCGAACGACCAUUCUUGCCCAGUCUUCGUCGAUCACGACUACUUUGCGGGCCUCCUCGAGGUACCAACCAGACGACUCAACUGACUCACUCACCAAGCCCAUUGAUUGGUUCAGAGCGGGACGAGCAGAAGGAAGAAUCACUGUGCUUGUCCUCGACAUACUCAACUCCAUUUUCAGAUCGAGAUAGUGUAAGGAGUGUUGAUGGGGUCUCUGCUCCAUCCGACUUGGAAAAACAACAACUUGCUCUCGAUCAAGAACUGGCCUCCAUAGACAGCCGUCUGUCCUACUUGAAGUUGGCCGCGGCCAUGGACAUGGAUGUUCCUCGUCCCCUAACUUCAUUUGUUUGCUCGACCAGCAUCACCUCCGACACCGUCUCACAACCACCGCUUUCGGCUAUCACUCAAUUGACUCCGCGGGGCAAGUGUGUGGUGGAAGGCUACUCUGCAGAUGAUCAUGCGGUAUGCAGUUCUAGCCCGGCGCAAUCAAAACGGAGCCCGGGUUCUGAAGCGUCUCCGAGUGAGCCUGCUCAUGAUGUUUGCGUCUCAGAGGUCAAACCGAAGCCAACUGCUUCGCAACACACUUCGAUCCCACUUCUCACUGAUCUGCCUCAGACGUGCAUCGACCGUUUGUCCGCUCUGGUUCGUAAUCAAAUCACAUCUUCUCACUAUGUUGCUCGCAGUCAGAAUGGUUUCUUGGACUCAACGACUUCCUUCUCGGCGGCACCGAUCACGGACCGCUCCACGGCUUCUGACGGCGCAUCCGUCACAAGGGGAUCUCAGAGUGAAUCUGUUGUUUCUCUUGUUUUAUCUUCCACCUCCACUCCAUUGGAAGCAAUAGACACUCCACAGGAAACGAAAUCGUAUGCGAUGGUUGAGUUCGAGGCGGCCUCUUCUAUCGCUUCUUCGAUCGUCACCGAGUGCCCUGAUCCGUCUUCAAGUACUAGUGCGGUCCAAUCUUCUUUGGUUACUCUCACUCUCCCUGACAGUGAGACUGUAGAUACUCAUUCAAACGUUAGCGAUUCUACAGAUCACGAGUCUGGUCUUUCCAUUCCACACAUUUCUCCAAAACCCCUUUCACUUGGCCCUCCAGAAGAGGAAUUACGUGUUUUGCGGUCCGUGACUCGUUUGGCCAAUCGUUUGGCUCAUGCUGCCAUUGUAGAGGCCACUACUGAGCUCAAUAUGAGAUUACCAGAGGAACCCUGUCUCCCUCCACAACCAGAAGCCCAGAGUAGUGUCGCUGCGUUGCCGCUUCAGCAAUCCUCCUUGGUAUCAUCAUCUUCCCUUUCUUCUGCUCAACACACAGGCCCUGAUGGGUUGGAUACGUUUUCCUCUUCCGACUCCUUUAAAGCUGAGCUUCGCGCCGCUUUGACCUCGUCCCUUAUCACAUCACUUAUAGGUCAAUCCAGUGAUUCCACUGGUUUGACAGCCGGAUCCAGCAGUCUCAGUGAACUUCUCAAACAAUUUCUCAGUUCACGAAGUCACCAUGAUUUCACCAGCAGUGGGCUAGAUACCAAAUCCAACCUACUGUCUCAUGCCACGGAGCACCCUUCUAUGACGACAGUCUCAAUGGCCCAACUCAUGUCCGCGUCUUCCCCUUCAUCCAUCUCAGCGAACAAAUCGGAUCAAGCCGACCUAGAAACAGUUUCUACUAAAUCGUCUACAAUCGCCCGAUCUUCUGUCACACGUACUCAAGCAGAUCGAGAUCGAUUUCACGGAACUUUCACCGAAUCCACCAUCAAACAGAUGAAACAGCGCAUUUUGAAGGAUUACCUCAGGGUAAACAAGGAUUGGUUGCUCAGUUUAGCAGGACAAAAUUCGUCUCGAAAUUCAGGCCGCUCUUCGUCGGUAGCAUCAACAGCUGACUCGGACACAACAUCUUCGCCAGUGUUUCGCCACUUGUCCCCAGGAGAUAGUGUGGCCCUUGGUUCCUCCGAUUCUUCCUCGCCUACUCCUUCAGCUUCUAUGCUUGACCUGAUUCCUUCUUCCCAAGACAUGCGCGAAUGUCAUUCAGACCCUACACGUCCUCUUACAUUGUCUUUCUCUACUCAUCCGCACAGCACUAUCUUUAAGCCUCUUCCUCGGUUAGAAGAGGCGACAUCUGAAGAAUCCAUCGCCGCUCAGUCGGAGCAACUUACAGUCGUUGAGUCUGCUGUUGGACGAGACCGAGGCGACCCAAACAUCUCACAGACACCUUCCAACUCAUACUCUGAUAGCCGAAAAUCUUCUGAGUUUUUCGCCCUGUCUCUAUCUUCUGCUUCGAAUUCCAACUUUGAUUCUGGCACUAAGGUGGACUCGGGUGCAUCCGUUCAAAAUGGGUCUUCCAAAUUGAACGCGUCUUCGUCCAACGCAGAUGUAGCGUCGGAUGCGACAACUUUGCAUCGUCUGCGCACUGACCUUCCUGCAACUCCCAUUGAGCCAUCCGAAUCGGAGGUGGUUUCUUGUCUCGGAUCGAAUAUGUCGUCCGCAUCGUCCACUCACCAUCCGGAUAGCAUCGUGCGGGAAUUGUUGGAAGGAGGUGAAGAAAGCUUCUGCUUGCACAACCUACCUCCCAUGAUCCGAUCUCCUCCGAGCGACCGUCCAGCUCUGACCGCAGUCCACACUCGCACCACCACAACCAUUGAUUCGAGUCUCGUGUGGGACGAUGCUGAUACUCGUGCAGCGGGAACGAAGGAUGCUUUGGAUUCGACGACGCCGAGCCGAACUCAAGGUGCUAUACCACCGGGCUCCUUUUUCUCUAAUCUAACCACGACAUCCAAGUCUCCUGGGUCCGAAGGAAAUGUGGCCAAUGAACCGAGGCCGUCAACUCCUGCGGAAGGUGCCCUCACGCCGACACCACACCAGCGGAUAUUCAAGUCAACACCGGGUGAUCGCGCACCAUUUCAAUCCAUGCCCACUAUCUACGUCGACUGUGCGUCCGAAACGCCCACAGACGUUUACCACCCGCAUUCGCCAACCAUGAGCAAACGCAAGCACACGCUGUACGCGUCUUGGAGCAAUUUCACUCGCAAACCACCUUUAGGGCACGCACAACCGUCACCUUCAGAGUCACUGCUUUCAUUUCAACACCACGAGGCGAGCUGUCUCUUUCUCAGCGAUCCUCAAGUGAACAUUCACCCUUUGCGCAAAGAUCAACGAAGCCAGGAUCAUCAAUUCCCUCAAGGCAGGUUCGAUCAUGUAAAUAUGGUCACAAUUAUGAACAAUACUCACGCUACUCGAUCCGUCAUAAAUCGUCAGGAAACCCGCGGUGUUUUCCAGCCAUCUGGUCCCCACGGGCGAGGUCAGCAAUCGAAUGUUUCAAUCCCCAAGUGGGCCUCUGACCCAUCUAAAUCCACUUGUCCUGAAACUGUGGACCCGGCGCCUACGAAUUCGCGAAAGAGGCCUAAAGUGCCUCACAGACGCCAGCAAACUGUGCCUGUCGCCGGUACAAGCAACACUAAGGUGCAAUCCCGUCAUGCUUCCGGUCCCUGUCAUGAUCGGGUUUCUCGGCUUGUGGAGGCCGUUCACGUCAGGAGGACAGCCCAGUAUCAUGAUACAUCCUGUAUCGCGGUUUCUCAGCAGGCGAAUACCACACUUUCUCCUCCGGAGCGUCCCAGUCGUGCAGCACACAACGCGAUGACAGCUUCAGGUAGACAAACAUAUUUGAUGCAGCCUCCAAACAUAAAAACUGAGUCCGGUUCUUUGCCUGGCGCUCUUUUGGCUUCUGACUCACUCUCAGUACAACAGUCGUUGAGUGAACAGUUAUCCCGUUGGCGGGCGGAUCGAUUGGGUUUUCGCCACACCUCACGUCCCAAGUCCAUUUUCCGUGGCUCCUACGAAAACCUCCCCUGUCUACCAACUCCACUAGGUUCCAUUGGACACCUCUCCUCUGCGGAUUCUGCGGCUGCGCCCCCGACAAGACCGACCGGUUGCUCCUCAUCUGGUCCAAGUUUCUUACCUUUCAUCGUGGAACCGUCUUUUGAAGACGAUAUGAGCUCCACUACUUUACUGGUGAAUGAAAUUUCCCUACCACCAACUCUUGAGCCUAGGCCCUUCACUCCGACGCCAGGGGAGCGCCCGUCGACAGAUUCUGAGGACCUAAACACCCAUACUCCUCCUCUGUUGACUAUCACCGGUCAGGAUGUUUUAACUGGGACGUCUGCGCGGCCGCCGGCCGCUUGUGCUGGCGAUGAGGUGUCCUUCGGACGCCAGCGUGUUCACAUUGGUGUUCGUUUCUCCGACCAGAUCCGAGUUGAACAAUCCUAUGUAGGCCCUGCGGCGUAUUCAGCUAGCCUGUCCACAACGCAAGAACUGGAUGCAAUCAGGGCACGACCAAGUGUAAGCACAAUUCGCGCACCUCGUGGUGCAGAGCGAGCCCACUCUAGAUCACACCAUUCUUCCCGUCAAACGUCUACCAAGCCAACCAACCAGCCGGACCGUGUGCUGUCCGAACGACAGCAGCGAGUGAACCAAGCCCAGCUGAAUCGCCUACGAAUGAAAGAAUUUGACCGACUCCGUCGGGAACGAUCACUGCGUCGAACGCGGAAACGAGUGGCUCGUUGAUUAGUAUCCACAUGCUCCAUCGAUUAUCUGAACCCAUUUCGGCAAAUUUACGUUGCACUCCCGCUUCGAUUCCGGUUGCCCAUUUCUUUUUUCGUUUUUUCAUUGAUCCUCUUCUGUCCGUUUCCAUUGAUUGCAUCUUCUUUGUGUUGUACUUGAUUUUUCAUCUAUGCAAAUACAUUCUGUCCCGGUUGUCUC